AUGGCACAGGCGCAAGGGAGCUCAUCAUCAUCCCAGUCUCAAGCAGGUCCCGCGAGAUCCCCUCCGCCUGCAGAGGUCGAGAAGCGCAGCAGGUUCUUCUCGCCAGAGGUUACGUCCUAUUUUAUAGCUGGCGGAUGUGCUGGCGCAGCCUCGCGGACGGUGGUCAGCCCGCUGGAGCGAUUGAAGAUCAUUCAGCAGGUACAGCCAAGAACAUCGGACCAACAAUACAAAGGCGUUUGGCGUAGCCUUGUGCGUAUGUGGACGGAGGAGGGAUUUAAGGGAUUUAUGAGAGGCAAUGGUAUCAACUGCUUAAGGAUUAUACCCUACAGCGCUGUUCAAUUCACGACAUACGAGCAACUCAAGAAGUGGUUUACCAAACACGGAUCCAAAGAGUUGGACACCCCAAAACGUUUGGCGAGCGGUGCAUUGGCUGGGAUCACUUCUGUCUGCUCAACAUACCCACUCGACCUUGUCCGGUCUCGGCUGUCAAUAGCCACUGCAUCUCUACAAGCGGUACCGAAAGCAUCAACGGCAGCACCCUCGUCGGCCUUGAGCAGCGCGCUCGCAUCGGCGUACCACACCUCCGCUCCCUCCGGCAUGGCGUACACGAAGUCGGAGCUGACCAUUUGGGGCAUGACCCUCAAGAUCAUGCGCGAAGAAGGCGGGGUCAGGGGCCUGUAUCGGGGCCUGGUGACCACCGCUGUGGGGGUCGCUCCCUACGUCGGGAUAAACUUCGCUGCUUACGAGUUCUUGCGAGGAAUCGUCACGCCUCCAGGAAAGAGCAGCGUCGCCCGCAAACUGAUGUGUGGGGCAUUAGCAGGCUCGAUAUCCCAGACCCUGACAUAUCCCUUCGACGUCCUGAGAAGGAAGAUGCAAGUCACCGGCAUGGCAUCAAAUGCACUUGGCAUCAAGUACAACGGUGCUUUGGAUGCGUUGGCAAGCAUAGUACGCACGGAAGGUGUCAAGGGCCUUUAUCGUGGUCUCUGGCCCAAUCUCCUCAAGGUCGCCCCUAGCAUCGCUACUUCUUUUUUCACAUACGAGCUGGCAAGUCAUCCGUUACUGCUCUCCCAAGCUAAAUACGGCGAAACUAACGGCUUAUCGCGCGCAGGUUAA
Messenger RNA from Pleurotus ostreatus (oyster mushroom), 1113 nucleotides. RefSeq lists its product as uncharacterized. The transcript is spliced from 7 exons. The record is from RefSeq and is a predicted model, not a curated record. The coding region runs from base 1 to 1113 and encodes 370 amino acids. Lineage: Eukaryota; Fungi; Basidiomycota; Agaricomycetes; Agaricales; Pleurotaceae. Gene Ontology annotation, biological process: transmembrane transport.